Messenger RNA from Cotesia glomerata, 1196 nucleotides. RefSeq lists its product as uncharacterized. Bases 385 to 1131 code for a protein of 248 amino acids. Lineage: Eukaryota; Metazoa; Arthropoda; Insecta; Hymenoptera; Braconidae. The transcript has 3 exons. The record is from RefSeq and is a predicted model, not a curated record.
UAAUAAUUAUUCGAACAAUUUUUUUUAUAAUUAUUUAUAGUUACAAAAAAUUGAAAUCUACCUUCCGUCUCGGGCGGAGCCGAAUGGCUUACUUUUUUUACUCUUAUGGACGUUUUUUUUUGGUACUGAAAUAUGACAACUUCAAAUAUACAAUGGGUUUAAAAGUUACCUCCAGUUGAUACAAUGUGAUAAUUUAAGAGCUAUCGAUUGUCGGUAAAAAAGAUAUCAUCUACAUUUCAUUUAAAUAAUAUGGAGGUUAUGUUUUCAGAAUAAUUACAUUGUCGUUGUGUUCAUCGUGUCACGUAGACUUACUAUUGCUAAAUAAAGUACCUAUUAUUUAUCAUAAAGUGCUGUUAAUUUAUAUUUUGUUAACGAGUGAUUACAAUGCCGAAAUUUUUUGAUCGAUGUUGCAAUCCAUUUAAUUUGGAGAAGCAUAGAAAAAAAAUAUCCCUGCGAAAUUUACCGGAGCAUUUAGCAAUUCGAUACAAUUUGUCGACUGAUGAGCGAAUAUGUAGUUCAUGUUAUAAAAAAAUGCUUCAGCCCUCUGUUGAAAAUACUUCUGAUGAAAGUGAUGAUAAUCAAAACAAAAAUUAUCUUGAAAUUGAUCAAAAUAUUAUCAGCGGAUCUAUAGAAGUUUACGAUUCCGAACGCAAUAAUCUGACAGAGCCAUCGACAAGUUAUGGAGAAUCACUUGUUAAACAAAGUAGUUCGUCGUUAUCGGAACUGAGUCUGGAGAUAACUCGUCCGACCAUAAAUGAUGCCCUACUGUUGUUAAACCAAUCCCCAUUGCUUACGAGAAGACAGAAUGAUGAUACGUAUUUGAACAAUAAAAUCACUCGUGUUGCUAAUAAUUUGAGAAAGGCAUUAGGAGUACAAAAUGCAGUGGAAUUGCAAUGCAGCGAUACAGAUGCUGCUGAAAUAAUUGAAAAAUUGAGAGAGAAGUUUAAUGACACUGACACAAGCACAUCGUUACGUUUACAAAUUUUGACUCUAAUGCCGUCAAGUUGGAGCAUUGAUGAGAUUGUCGAGGUUAUGGGUGCUACGACGUAUAUGGCACGAUUAGCGAGAAAGCUUGCUGCUGACCAAGGAGUUUUACCAAUACCUGAAAAGAAAAUAGGCCGAUUUUUAUAAUGACGAUGAAAUGAGUAGUGUUAUGCCAGGAAAAAAGGAUUUUAUUUCAUUGCGUAAUGAUGAUG